AUGCCGAACCACAACAACACCAACGUCGACCUGAGUGCGAUCAUUCGCGACAAAUUCAAGGGGGAUGCAGCCAAGUUGGCCCAAUUCAUGGAGCACAUGGCCAAUUAUCAGCCCAGCAAUCACCCAGCUGUACCAUCGCACUCCCACCAGGGGUUCUCCGCUCCUCAACAAACCCACAGAAUGAGGCUGAACGAGCCUCAAACUCCUUCUAUGGCUUCAUUGUCGACCGCGGGCAGCCACAUUUACCAAAGUACCCCAUCCUCGGCUAGUCAAGCUUCGUCGAUGGCAGGAUACCCUCACACUGCCGUUGUCCCGCCUCAAUCUGUUGGCAACUAUGCCCCGGCACCCGUCGCACAACAUCAAUAUCAUUCUGGCUUGCCUGGUCAGGUCUAUUACCCACAACCGGGUUCAGGACCUUUCCAAGCGUUGCCUGCCUACCCUCUGCAAAAGCACGACGUCUACCCCCAUGCUGCUCAGAUCUUGCCUCCCAAGCCUGCCCAGUCAGGAUACCAGCUUAAUCCUGGGAGGAAAGGUUCGAGCAAGAUGAAGGAGAAAACCAGUGAUGUCGCUAUCGGGAAGGGCGCCAACAAGGUUAGUUCAUCCCGAAACUACCCCAAGUUGCCCUAUAUAGACUCUAACUGGGGUUGCUUCGUCUCUAUUAAGGUCACAUACAUCCGUUGCGGGUCUAUUAUGCGUUGCAACAUGCGGCUGUGGCCCAAUGCCAGCGGAGCACAGACUCUCUUCCACGAAGCGGUAGAGAACUCGAAGCAUUCUAAGCAUAUCGACUUUCAAGCCUCGUGGAAUCCUCCAGACAUUGCUCAAGCCGUUAUCACCGCUUUCCGUAGCGUACUAGGCCCAACUGCCCUAGUGAAGCCCUUUAUUUGGACCAAGAUUGGUCCUGGUACGACUACAUUCCAUCACGACAACUUCAUGGGGUGUUAUACUGCCACGAUCAAGGAUCUCAAGAGCUACUUCUACAACUGCACUUCGAUCUACGUGUUGGAGGAGGGUUGGCAACUCCCUGAAAACGACAAUCCCGCUUGGCGAUUGACUAUCUCUCGGUUGGAGGGUCUCGAUUGUGAUCGUUGGGAAGAAGAGAUGGAGGGCAACUUGGGGAUUGAUGGCCUAGUGGGGUGCAAAGGGUGCGAAGGACGCUACCCCCCAAUAGCCUUACAGCAGCACCAAGACGUCUGUCCCGACUUCAAACACUUGAGUCGCAACGGUCGUCUCGAUGCUAAACGUCCGGCACCAAAACAAAGGCCACGCAAGAUCAUCAAGGUCAAGCCCGAGCCAGUAUCCAUUGUCAAGCCCGAACCGGUCAAUGCAGAGCCUUGGAGCGACGAUGCUCGCUCUUCUUCCCCCAACUCCGUCAUCUGUCUCUCUGACAAUCCGGAUGCUGUCGCAAUACCACUCAAGAGUAGGGAAUUGACUUCUGACGCAGCUGUUACGCUGCUUCGUCGACUCUCUUCCCAUCCGGCCUUUGAUGACGAUUGGCUGGAGGUACAGCUGCGACGUCUAGAGUCUUCAACAACCAGUCAGCCUUUGUAUAGGGCUAAUCUGCUCGGUGCGAGGGCUAAUUCAGCUACAAACCCCUUAACAGGGCCAACUAUUCUCCCUUACAACGAUACGUCCGCUGAUGACCUCUUGUCGAUGGAGUUAGGAGAACAAGGAACCUAUCCUACAAGCCAAUCCCCAGCUUCUGUGCGGUAUUCGGAGGACGCUUUUCAAGGGAACGAUUCCGAGUAUGGUCAGUUGGCGGCAAUGUUGCAGGGCUUCACCAAUGAAGACUGGCAUAACACCCUGGGUAGGGACGACGGACAAGGCCAAGGUAUCGAUGACACCAUCGACAAGGGUGUCGGAGGGUCAGGCAGUAAUGAUCUAGGCCUUGAUGGGGUCGACCCAGCUGCUGGUGUUGAGUUGGGCAGGUCUGAAUCGGUCAAUGAAGGGAUGAUACCCGCUUCCGAAAGUACCCCAGCUGAGCAGGAAGAAGCUGGAGGGAAGGGGAAGGGGAAGGGGAAGGAUAAAGCAAGGGGAACGAAGAGGAAGGCAGGAGCAGUUGAUACAGACGUUGCGGGAGGAGGGCGAUCGAACUUACGCAGUCAAAAUAGCCAGCCUGAUAACAAACGUACACGCCGACCACCCACACAGUUCCCUUUGCUGUAA
Molecule: messenger RNA, 2163 nt
Organism: Filobasidium floriforme
Lineage: Eukaryota; Fungi; Basidiomycota; Tremellomycetes; Filobasidiales; Filobasidiaceae
Exons: 2
Coding region: 1-2163 (720 amino acids)
Source: RefSeq, a predicted model, not a curated record